AUGAAAAUUAUGAUUCCUGUUUCCAUCAACAAGCUUUUCGAGGCAUCUAUUCAAACAGAACAAGUAGGAGGUUUCUCAAAUCUGUUCAUCCUACAGAAGAAGAAGAAGAACUUGAGCAACCGGCUAGUGGCGUUAUCGAAGCGGCGGUUGGGGCUGUUCAAGAGAGCGAGCGAGCUCUGCGUUCUGUGCGGCACCGAGAUCGCCAUCAUCGUCCAAUCCCUCGGCAAGCACUUCUACUCCUUCGGCCACAACUCCACCGACGCCGUCAUCGACCGCCACCUCGGCGGCGGUGAAGACCACGAGAGGGACGUCGUCGCCGCCCCUGCGGAAUUCAACUUGUACAGGUUCGUGUUAAAGGAGUUGGAAUUGGAGAAGAAGCGGAUGAAGGUGGCCGAGGAGGACGACGGUGGGGAUGUGUUUUGGUGGAAUCAGGGUGUGGAGGAGCUGGAAUUGGAUGAACUGGAGCAGUUCGCGAUGGCGCUGGAUGAGUUGUCGAAGAAUGCCGAUCGUAGGGCUAAGGAUCUCAUGGGUUCGUUCUUGUCGCUGUCGCUGGCGCCUCCCUACAGAAUCGCAUUGCUCCUAAUUAAGGGUUGGACAUGGUCGGUUUCGAAGAGAAGACUUCUCCUGCGUGGAAUUAAUUCAAGUUCUUGUUUUUUUGUUUCUUUAUCAUCUUCUUGCAAAUAUUACUGUGUGGAAUGGAAUUCCACCUUUUUCUUUCGAUUGAAAUGA
Messenger RNA from Salvia splendens (bonfire salvia), 729 nucleotides. RefSeq names its product agamous-like MADS-box protein AGL61. Gene Ontology annotation, biological process: regulation of transcription by RNA polymerase II. NCBI's taxonomy places the organism in Eukaryota, Viridiplantae, Streptophyta, Magnoliopsida, Lamiales, Lamiaceae. The coding region runs from base 1 to 729 and encodes 242 amino acids. Gene Ontology annotation, molecular function: DNA-binding transcription factor activity, RNA polymerase II-specific; protein dimerization activity; RNA polymerase II cis-regulatory region sequence-specific DNA binding. The transcript has 2 exons. The record is from RefSeq and is a predicted model, not a curated record.